Betta splendens (Siamese fighting fish) is the source of this 1198-nucleotide messenger RNA. RefSeq names its product cytosolic sulfotransferase 3-like. The record is from RefSeq and is a predicted model, not a curated record. Gene Ontology annotation, biological process: sulfation. NCBI's taxonomy places the organism in Eukaryota, Metazoa, Chordata, Actinopteri, Anabantiformes, Osphronemidae. The coding region runs from base 192 to 1130 and encodes 312 amino acids. The transcript is spliced from 8 exons. Gene Ontology annotation, molecular function: sulfotransferase activity. Gene Ontology annotation, cellular component: cytoplasm.
GGCGACCACGCAGAAUGGGUUCGUGCCGGAAACAGCGGCGCUGAAGGGAACUGUAGUCCCGACUCGGUCCAAAACCCUCCGACCCGCUCCGGCUGCUUCCUCCGUGAUUUGGAGACGAACCGAACACUCCUCUAACGGAAGUAAGUACGUGAUCUGACCUGGAGGCAGAACAACACUCACUGAACGCUAAUAUGAUGCUCGAUGCGGGAAUAUGCGUCAGAUCACUCGAACUAGACGAUCGGAACCAACAGAUGGAGCUGCCGCCUCGGCCCACGCUGUUUGACUUCCGGGGAGUCUCCAUGACCACAUACUUCACUGACAACUGGGACAACGUGCAGCGGUUCCAAGCCAGACCGGAUGACGUUCUCAUCGCUACCUAUCCUAAAGCAGGAAACACGUGGGUGUCCUACAUCCUGGACCUCCUGUAUUUCAGCCACACAGCUGAAGGCAGAGACUCCGUCCCCCUGUUUGAGAGGGUGCCGUUCCUGGAGCUGUAUGUGCCUGGGUUUCCUAUAGGAGUAGAUGAGCUGAACGAGCUGACCAGAAAACCACGUCUUAUCAAGACACACCUGCCGGUGCAGUUUCUUCCCAGGUCGUUCUGGGAGCAGAACUCUAAGAUCGUCUACGUGGCCCGAAACGCCAAGGACACGGCGGUGUCUUAUUUCCACUUCGAUCGCAUGAACCUGGCGCAGCCAGAACCUGGAGACUGGAGCAGCUUCCUGCACAGAUUCAUGCAGGGGAAAAUGGUCUUUGGCUCCUGGUAUGAACAUGUGAAAGGCUGGUGGCAGAAGAAACAAAGCGGCUCCAACAUCCUUUACUUGUUCUACGAGGACCUGAUUGAGGACACGGAGCGAGAGCUGGGCGCGCUGUGCUCCUUCCUGGGACUGGCCCCCACCGCGGCGCUGACGGAGGCGGUGAUGAAGGAAGCUCUGUUUGACAGCAUGAAGCGCAACGCGCUGGUCAACGGCAGCACGGCCACGUCGCUGGACCUCAACGUAUCUCCUUUCAUACGCAAAGGAAAAGUUGGCGACUGGAAAAAUCAUUUCACCGUUGAGCAGAACGAACAGUUUGAUGAAGACUAUGGGGAGAAAAUGACUAACACAGAUCUUCAGUUUCGCACUGUUCUGUAGUUGAUUCUGAUCCUUUGUGUCCUCACUCUGAAGACACAAAGAAGAAAUAAACACCAUGUUAAUGAGUA